Messenger RNA from Hipposideros armiger (great roundleaf bat), 1622 nucleotides. RefSeq names its product Ly1 antibody reactive (gene LYAR). The coding region runs from base 198 to 1364 and encodes 388 amino acids. Lineage: Eukaryota; Metazoa; Chordata; Mammalia; Chiroptera; Hipposideridae. Gene Ontology annotation, molecular function: DNA binding. Gene Ontology annotation, cellular component: nucleolus. Gene Ontology annotation, biological process: rRNA processing; negative regulation of transcription by RNA polymerase II. The record is from RefSeq and is a predicted model, not a curated record. The transcript is spliced from 9 exons.
GCGCGCGGGGCGCCUGGGAGACGAAUUCUGCGCGGGGAACCUCAGGCGCGCGGUGGCGGCGGCGCUGGGCUGGCGGCGGCGGCGGCGGCGGCUCCACGUGCUCCCCGCGGCCAGUGGAGAUAGUUGGCGGACGCCCGCCGAGAGGACAAGACUUAAAACCUAUCUUGGAUAGAGAAUAUUUUACCAUUUAGCUAAAAAUGGUAUUUUUUACAUGCAAUGCAUGUGGUGAGUCAGUGAAGAAAAUGCAAGUGGAAAAGCAUGUGUCUGUUUGCAGAAACUGUGAAUGCCUUUCGUGCAUUGACUGCGGUAAAGAUUUCUGGGGUGACGACUAUAAAAACCAUGUGAAAUGCAUCAGUGAAGAUCAGAAGUAUGGGGGCAAAGGUUAUGAAGGUAAAGCCCACAAAGGCGAUGUGAAACAGCAGGCGUGGAUCCAGAAAGUUAAUGAAUUAAUAAAAAGACCCAAUGUCAGCCCCAAAGUGAGGGAUCUUUUAGAGCAAAUUAGUGGUUUUGACAACAUUCCCAGGAAAAAGGCGAAAUUUCAGAAUUGGAUGAAGAACAGUUUAAAGGUUUAUAAUGAAUCUGUUCUGGAGCAGGUGUGGAAUAUCUUUUCCGAAGCUUCCAGCAGCGAACCAGCCAGUAAGGGGCAAGGUCAGCGGCCACCCAACCACGUGGCAAGCCCGCCUGCAGAAACCUCCACCAAGGCGCCACCUUCCAAAGCAGAUGACCCCACAGGACAGGCAGAGGUGAAGAAGAAUAAGAGAGAGCGGAAGGAAGAGAGGCAGAAGAACAGGAAGAAAGAGAAGAAGGAACUAAGGUUAGAAAACCACCAAGAGAACUCAAAGAGUCAGAAGCCCACAAAGCGCAAAACAGGCCCGGAGGCUGGAGGGGAGGACGCCCCCGAGGCCACCAGCUCCCGCGCCGCGGGGACGAAGAGCCGGGGGAAGAGCAAGAAGGGCGCGCUGGCGGAGGCUGGCGACGCGGCCCGCGGGGGACACGCCGCCGGGGCAGGGACCGAGGCCGGGCCAGGAAAGCGGAAGCGGACGCUGUCGGAAGUUGAAGCAGAUUCUAAGAAGAAAAAGAUCAAGUUCUCAGGACAACCUGAGGGUGGAGAACCAGAAAAUGAAGAAGCAGCUCCUGCCAGAGGUAAAUUCAACUGGAAGGGAACUAUUAGAGCAAUUCUGAAACAGGCCCCAGACAACGAAAUAGCGGUCAAAAAGCUAAGGAAAAAGGUUUUGGCUCAGUAUUAUGCUGUGACAGAUGAACACCACAAGUCGGAAGAGGACCUCCUGGUCAUCUUUAACAAGAAAAUCAGCAAGAACCCCACCUUUAAGUUACUAAAGGACAAAGUCAAGCUUUUGAAAUGAACAUUUUUAUAUUUAUAAACUGAAUCCAUUCUGUUGAUUUCUUUUCAUUGCUGUUUGUAAAACAUGUGAUGCAACUCAAAUUUUGCUUUCCAAAGCUGUAUUUUUAAGUUAAGGAAAAAAUAUAUUUUUGGUAGAACUUUUAUGCAAAAAUAAAAUAUAUUGUCCAAAAUUCUAAAUCCAUGAUGGUGAAUAUAAUUUACGUACUUUAAAAAAUACUUCUAUGUGGAAAAUAUGUUUAAAUGUGACAAGUCAAAAUAU